GUCGCUUCUGGCCGCAUGUCACUCAAUCCUGGCGAAGGGUGUCAUUUAAGGGUUACGAGGUUAAGUUUCUGCGAAGGAAGAGUAUAGUUUUUACGGAGAACGGGAUCCAAGCUCAUUAAGCGGGAUAUAAAACGUUUGUGUUCGUUGAUGUUGUACCUUGGUCGGUUCUUUGUAGCUUGACGAUGAGCGAGCUUGUGUGGGAAAGCAUCCCGAGCCAAGGUCAUGAUGGCAUGACUACGUUGCCGAAGUUGCUUCAGUGAAGGGGUGUGAAGUAGCUUUCUGUGGAAGCGCAUUUUUCAGUUUAGCACUGGUUUUUGAAGGGAACGCUUUCUGUGUCGGUUGAAGAUGGAGGAAAUAACAGAAGGGGUGGCUGAUAUGAGCGUGUAUGAUGCGCACAAGAAGAACCGGAUUCAAGUUUCGAACACCAAGAAACCAUUAUUCUUUUAUGUCAACCUUGCGAAGAGAUAUAUGCAACAGCAUGAAGAAGUGGAAUUGUCAGCCUUGGGAAUGGCAAUUGCUACGGUGGUCACGGUGGCUGAGAUACUAAAGAACAACGGUUUGGCAAUCGAGAAGAGAAUUCUAACCUCAACGGUGGACAUGAAAGAUGAGACCAGGGGUCGGCCCAUUCAAAAAGCUAAGGUCGAGAUUAUUCUGGGAAAGUCGGAACACUUCGAUGAGUUGAUGGCCGCUGCAGCAGAAGAGCGAGAGUUAGCUCCUGAGGAGGAUCAGGUUGGCCCCUGACGUAGACUUCCCUGUAGUUAGGUGUAGAGUAGACAGUGGCUCACAUCUCCCUCCAUACAUUGUACAUGUCGAUUUUGACAGCUUCAAAGUUCAAUGAAAUCUUUGAUGCCCUUGAGCACAUCGGACAAUUUUGCCAGGGUGAUUAUACGA
Physcomitrium patens is the source of this 891-nucleotide messenger RNA. RefSeq lists its product as uncharacterized. Lineage: Eukaryota; Viridiplantae; Streptophyta; Bryopsida; Funariales; Funariaceae. The record is from RefSeq and is a predicted model, not a curated record. Gene Ontology annotation, cellular component: nucleus. Gene Ontology annotation, molecular function: RNA binding.